CACCUCGUGCUACGCACACACUCGUCCCGUCGUCUCGACAGCCAUGCCAUCAGGCCAAGAAGACCAGCUCACGUUCCUCGACGAUACGCUUAUUUUGGUAAUUUCUUCGGCAGGGCUCCUGUGCGUAACGGCGGCGGUGUUGUGGGUUGUCCGGCAGUCGCCAGAUUGGCAGAGGGCAGACCGUCAACCCGCAGGAGAUCAGGAUGGAGGCGCGGGCUUGCUCGGCGGGAGGACGAGAGUUGUCCCUGGUGGGCGCGAAGCGGCGAAGGCGGCUCGAAAAGAGGCCAAGAAGCGAGCGAAGGCAGAGUUCGGCCGAUCUUCGGCUGGGCAAAAGCGUCAGGUGAAGGGUAAGCGAUCAGCAUGGCAGCAGCAGCCGCGUUCUCACGCGGACAGGGAGCGCACAAAGGAGGAGGAGCGGAAGGAGAGGUCUGCGGAAGGUCUGCGGCGACUGAAGAGCUACAUUCUGGAUCACAAGGUGUCAUCUUUGGAAGAUCUAGAGGUUGAAUUUAGUUUGCCAUCAGCGGAGAUCGUGGAUAAAAUCGAGGAGCUGGAAGCCCGCGGUGAUUUCACGGGCAUCUUGGUCGACGACGCGCGAGGUAGCAGCAGCGGUGGCUCUUUUGUUCGUGUUGGCGAGGGCGAGAUGCGCGCUCUUGCGGCCUUUAUCAACGAGCGGGGGCGACUGACGCUUGCGGAAGUUGCCACUGAGGCGAAUAGGAUGCUGGGUCUUUCAGAAUCACGAGAACAAGAGACCCGAAGAAGAAUUGCUCUUGGUGAGCGGCAUUUUGAUGAGGGGAGUGGCGAGGUGGGGGACGAACACGGUGGUUUAGACGUAGAGACUCAGCACCACGCCGCGUCGGCUUGUAGGGCACCCGCCGAAGCACUAGAGUCGUGAGGCGUAGUCAAGUUGUAGGCACUUCGAAGCCUUGGAAAGACAGGUCGCCAGAAAUCACAAGAGAACGGGCUGUAUGAGGCAAUAGAGACGCUGGCUGAUCUGGCAGCAGGAGCAACGAAUCAAGCUCCAUGUUUGACGACCAAGCCUGGGCGGACAAGUUGGGUGGAUGAGGAAUACGGCUACAUGUAUUGCGUUGACAACGACCGCAACUUUCCUGUGAAUAAUAAUCGUGGAACAACAGAUUCUACAGUCGGCAGCGUCAGCGCAUGCCAUAUCGCAGAGCUUAUUCCCAGGCCCUCGGGUUUAUGUGGGUAUUCC
This is a messenger RNA of Ectocarpus sp. CCAP 1310/34, 1210 nucleotides long. The record is from the annotation of a GenBank genome assembly. Lineage: Eukaryota; Phaeophyceae; Ectocarpales; Ectocarpaceae.